Fulmarus glacialis (Northern fulmar) is the source of this 774-nucleotide messenger RNA. RefSeq names its product protein PRRC1-like. Gene Ontology annotation, cellular component: cytoplasm. Gene Ontology annotation, molecular function: protein kinase A regulatory subunit binding. The record is from RefSeq and is a predicted model, not a curated record. Gene Ontology annotation, biological process: activation of protein kinase A activity. The annotation marks the transcript as partial. NCBI's taxonomy places the organism in Eukaryota, Metazoa, Chordata, Aves, Procellariiformes, Procellariidae. The transcript has 6 exons.
GGUGUAGCUGAGAAUCCCAUGGUGAAGUCUGUUCUUGAUAAAACCAAACAUUCAGUGGAGACCAUGAUCACAACGCUGGAUCCUGGCAUGGUUCCAUAUAUCAAAACUGGGGGAGAAUUGGACAUAGUGGUUACUUCUAAUAAAGAGGUAAAAGUCGCAGCAAUUCGAGAUGCCUUUCAAGAAGUCUUUGGAAUGGCUGUUGUUACUGGAGAGGCUGCACAGUCUAACAUCGCACCCCAACCUGUGGGCUAUGCUGCAGGUUUAAAAGGAGCCCAAGAAAGGAUAGACAGCUUGCGUCGGACAGGAGUAAUACAUGAAAAACAGCCUGCUGUAUCAGUAGAAAACUUCAUUGAGGAAUUGCUUCCUGACAAGUGGUUUGACAUUGGAUGUCUGAUUAUUGAGGAUCCAAUUCAUGGAAUUCAUCUGGAAGCUUUUACCCAAGCAACACCAGUGCCUUUGCAAUACGUUCAACAGGCUAAGAGUCUCACUCCUCAGGACUACAAUCUGAGAUGGUCAGGCCUGUUGGUGACCGUGGGUGAAGUGCUUGAGAAGAGUAUGCUGAACGUCAACAGGACUGACUGGCACAUGGUAUUCACUGGCAUGUCUCGUCGACAGAUGAUCUACAGUGCAGCUAAGGCUCUAGCAGGUCUGUACAAAAAAAAGGAUAGUCCAUAUUUUUUGGAAAUACCAGUUUGGUGGAACAUCUUGAUCCAGAAUCAGAAACAAAACAGCCAUGAUGACUGCUCAUACAUUUUCCAGAAUGUUCUCCUUUAA